Molecule: messenger RNA, 1382 nt
Organism: Populus trichocarpa (black cottonwood)
Lineage: Eukaryota; Viridiplantae; Streptophyta; Magnoliopsida; Malpighiales; Salicaceae
Exons: 1
Coding region: 450-953 (167 amino acids)
Source: RefSeq, a predicted model, not a curated record
AAAAAAACUCGAUGGUUUCUCUUUGACCUUACAGGUCAUGCACUUACCCACCCACAGAAUGGGAAACUCCUCCCUCUCCCUUCCUCCCCUGUCUUGGUUUUUUUAACGUGACAGCUAAAGCCUCUAUUUUAGGAUUCUUUUUUCUAAGCAAUCAAUCACCCAAUUUAUCUCUUCUUUUACAUUUUACCCAUGAUUCCCUCCAAUGCAUUUACCCUAGAAGGAAUCAAGGACAGCCCUUUUCUUUGAUUUUAUCGUCAAAGCAUUUACUUUUAAACAAAUCCCUUCAGAUUCAAAAUGAUCGAAACCUAAACCUCUGAUUCCAAAUUUUGAACCAGCCCAAAUUCUGGAGUUUUAACAAGAUUCGAGAAUUUGGGUCCAAACCCAAAUGCUGAAACCCCUUUCAAUCGUCUAUUCCUACCCUCCCUUAAUUUCUUUGAGUUUCUUGAUUCAUGGACACGAAAUCAUCAAUCACCUCCAUCUCUCUGAUUUUAGGGCUUAUAUUCACCUUUUGUGCGCUUCUUGUUGAAUCACAAUCACAGAACGGUCCUUCACCACCCUCGCCGCCGCCGUCUCCGCCGCCGCCCUUUCCACCGCCUCCAUCACCACCCCCUCCACCUCCACCUCUACCUCCACCUCCAUCACCACCUCCUCCUCCUCCACCUCCACCUCCACCUCCAUCAAAAUCACCUCCACCUCCGCCGAGAAAGAAACUGCAGCCACCACCCCCGCCACCAAGGGAUAGGUCUACUGGAAACGUAAUGAGAAGGAGAAGUCAUCCACCACCACCACCACCACCACCAUCGAAGAAUCACCAGAUGAAUAGUGGGAAAAAGAUUGGGUUACUGUUUGUGGGCAUUGCCGCAAUCUUGCAGAUUGGUGUUGUUGGGUUCUUGGCUUACAAAAGAAGGCAGCUUUUGAAGAUUAAUGAUAGAUAUGAAGCUUGCUCUUCUUAAUUUCUUUCUAACAGUUUCAAGUUUACGCAAUGGAUUUUUUGGAAGGGGGUUUAUUGGAUUGAUUCUUUGGUGUAUGCAAAAGAUUGGUUGAUGGAUAACAGCAUUCAAGGUUGAUUUGAGGAAUGUUUUCUCAAUUUGGGUCGGGUCCUAGAGGUUUCUCUGUAAAUGGAUGGGUAAAUUCAUGAUUUGGCAUUUUCUUCACUUUCUUUUUUUCCUCAUGUGGUAACUUUAUCUACACGGUUUAUAAUUCAAAUUAGAGUGAAUCCUUUCGCCACGGGUUUUCAGCUAACAUGCAUGACUGUAAACAAUGCUAGGAAGUACGGAAACUGGGAGGACUGCGGUGACAAUAUCUAUCUAGUGCACAUUCUUUUAUAUCUGUGAAUGAUAUGUCUAAUUUGGUUUUUUGGUUCAUGUUAUGGUUUGGUUUUA